Messenger RNA from Pistacia vera, 1281 nucleotides. RefSeq names its product protein RAE1-like. NCBI's taxonomy places the organism in Eukaryota, Viridiplantae, Streptophyta, Magnoliopsida, Sapindales, Anacardiaceae. Gene Ontology annotation, cellular component: nuclear pore. The transcript is spliced from 7 exons. Bases 478 to 996 code for a protein of 172 amino acids. Gene Ontology annotation, biological process: transcription-dependent tethering of RNA polymerase II gene DNA at nuclear periphery; RNA export from nucleus. Gene Ontology annotation, molecular function: RNA binding; ubiquitin binding. The record is from RefSeq and is a predicted model, not a curated record.
GUCAACCUACACCACCAAGCAUUUCCUCUACCUAUAAAUACCCGUCUCCUUUUCGUCCCUUUUCCUCUUAUUUCAAAUACAACACAAUCCUUCUAACUCACCCACUGUCUGUAAAUCCUUCACUCGUUCUCCUUCUCAACAUCACACUCUCACUAAUAACAAUUAACUCAACUCUGUCCUUCAGUGGCUACUUUCGGUUCUGCCGCUGCUGCUACCAAUCACAACCCUAACAAAUCCUUCGAGGUGGCUUAACCUCCCAGUGAUUCUGUUUUGAGCCUUAGUUUCAGUCCCAAGGCCAAUAUCUUGGUUGCGACUUCAUGGGAUAAUCAGGUACGUUGUUGGGAAAUUUCAUGCAGUGGAGCUAAUGUGGCUAGUGUUCCCAAGGCAUCAAUUUCACAUGACCAACCGGUUUUGUGCUCAGCAUGGAAGGAUGAUGGAACUACUGUCUUUUCUGGAGGAUGUGACAAGCAGGUGAAGAUGUGGCCUCUGCUGUCUGGUGGUCAACCAGUAACUGUGGCCAUGCAUGAUGCGCCAAUUAAAGAGGUUGCCUGGGUUCCAGAGAUGAAUCUACUUGUCACUGGAAGCUGGGACAGGACUUUGAAGUACUGGGAUACAAGACAGUCAAAUCCUGUGCACACUCAACAGCUACCUGAUCGCUGCUAUGCACUCACAGUGAGGCAUCCCCUGAUGGUUGUUGGCACUGCAGAUAGAAAUCUAAUUGUCUUUAACUUGCAGAACCCACAGGCUGAAUUUAAAAGAAUUCCUUUACCCCUGAAGUAUCAGACAAGAUGUGUAGCUGCCUUUCCUGAUCAGCAAGGUUUUUUGGUUGGUUCAAUUGAGGGAAGGGUUGGUGUACACCAUCUAGAUGAUUCACAGCAAAGUAAGAAUUUCACAUUCAAAUGCCACAGAGAUGGCAAUGAUAUAUACUCAGUCAACUCUUUGAACUUCCAUCCUAUAAGUUACCUUUGUGCUUUCUGUUUUUAUAUGAAGUUUUAAGUAUUUGGUUGACAGCAUGACAUUGUUACUGGUUUAUUAAAUUUUUUUUUUUAUCACGUUGAGAUAGGAUAGGAUGGACAAUAGUUUUCUAUGGAGAAAUAGAUUUUUUUUUUUUUUUUAAAUCUAUCUAGAGAAUUGACAUUUGGAGUUAAUUUUUUGUCUAUAUUCAUCCUUUUUUGUUGGAAGCUAAACAUAUCAUUUGUGAUCUAUAUUUGCCAGAAAUUGUAAUGCUGGAGCAGUAGUUUAUUUUAUUCUAAGUGUAACAGUGCAGCAGAGUUUUACCAA